GGCAAUUGUAUCUCCAAGCAAGAAAUUCUGUUAUAUUAAACAGACCACCAUCUUCUAAACUUUCUGCGCUACUCAGAGCUUUAAAAUCCUCCAAAACACCCCAUUUUUGUGCUGUCAUCUGCAUAAGCUUAUUUAUUACACAGUUGUUCAAACUUCUUAAGCAACCUGUCCUUACCAUGGACACUGAGAAGAACAGCACCAAACUCAGCAAUGCUGCGGUUUCUUCAUACUUCAGCACAGCAGAAGAGGGCUCUAUACUUAAGGUUGCCAAGUUAGUUCAGCAUCUUCCUCCUGGCGUCGCUUCAACCCGAACCACUCCCUCUUCGACAUGCCUAGACAGAGGCAAAACUACAGAGGGUGAAAUCAGUGUCUUUCGUGCUGAAAGAUACUUCAGCAUGGGGCUGGAUGACGACAGUUCUAAAAGUAUUGACACGCAUGGGCUCAAGAAAGAUUCCCGAUUUGAUCUGAACUAUAGAGAACCAAAGAGCAGGCCAGGAACUCCUAGCAUAAUUUCUGAAGCAAGUUGGAAUAGCCAAGCCGCUUUUUUACCAAAUUUACACAGGCAACCAUCCCAAAAUACUGAAAAGAAGGUAAAUGGAAAGAUACAUUUCUCUGGUUUUGUCUGCAGCAGAUCUUGUUCAGAUAAGAAAUCGCUUAAUACCCGUAAGCAUGAAGGAACUCAUGGAAAAGAGGUCAGGAAAAAGGCAAUUCAAGUUGAUCACAACCAGUUCCAACCCCGAUCUCAGGUAAUGGAUGAGCUUCAUGGCCCAAAGUUCGAGAGGUCAAACAGAGAAAAGAGUUUUUCAUUUCCAACUAUAAGUCCCGGGUUGCAAAAUCUGGCAGCUAAUUCCCAGUUGAAAGUGGAGAAGGUCAAAGAAGAAGAACCACGAAAAUCUCUCGAGGUGUUUGGAUCCUAUAUGAUGAAGAAAGGCGACAUUGCAAUGAACUUAGAGAGGAAACUCUCCAUCCUCACUUGGGAUGCCAUUCCAAAAGCCCAAAACGUUUCCACUAUUUCUGGAACUGAAGGCAUGCAAGAAGAUGUGGGGAGUGAUGCUAGUUCGGAUUUGUUUGAGAUAGAGAACCUAUCCUGCAGUGAAAAGCCGCCGCAGUUCACGAGGCAAGAGUCUGAUGGCAUGUCCAGCUGUUUGACCUCCAUUACCAAGUAUGAGCCAAGUGACGCAAGCAUUGAGUGGAGUGUUGUCACAGCCAGUGCUGCCGGUUUCUCAGCCGGUACUGGCUUUGAUGAAAAGAAACUGGAAGAAAGUAAUAAGAUUCCUGGUGUGGUCAAAACCAAAUCCAUAAUUGGCAAGGAUUCGCCAAAAAGCCGUCCAAGUGGACUACUUGGCUGUAAGAGUCUCAAGGCAGUGAAUGUUGCUGAAACUGCACACAGACAAAAUGAGAAGGCAAAAUCUGACUCCGUACAGCAGUAAAGAUUGGAUUCCUCCGUGUAAAUUGAGAUUAAGGUGAAAGACUUUGAGUUCUCAUGAGUGCAACAUUAUUAUCUCCAGAGAGAUCUCCCUUUUGCAGUUUUUGUGUUUAUCCUUGUUCAUGUUGUAGUGAAUGUAAGUAGGAUUAGCAGAACUUUGUUGAAACUCUUCUGUAUGACAUGAUUUUACAGAAAUCGUGCAAUCAUCCUAAAUCUGAAGUAUACUUUUUGCUCUAA
This is a messenger RNA of Juglans microcarpa x Juglans regia, 1663 nucleotides long. RefSeq names its product protein PHYTOCHROME KINASE SUBSTRATE 3-like. NCBI's taxonomy places the organism in Eukaryota, Viridiplantae, Streptophyta, Magnoliopsida, Fagales, Juglandaceae. The record is from RefSeq and is a predicted model, not a curated record. Gene Ontology annotation, biological process: phototropism.